GCUCAGCCCGGUCCCUUCCCGGCCACCCACGUUGCCUUCUACGUCGGGACCCAUGCAAGUGGGGGGGGCUCUGCAGCCCAGUGGAGGAGCGCUCACGUCGGUGACGAGAAGGGCUCCGUUUCUAUUGUGGUCGUCUGGGACACCAAAUCACCCGCUGUCCGGCUCGGCCGAAGCGCCCCGACGUUGGUAUCUCGACGCCGGAAUUCUGCAUCCUCAUCGGCACUUCAGCUAGUCUGACAUCGGGUCAUCACCUGGAGUCUAAUGACCAGACGGAGAGGAUAAAUCAGGAGUUGGAGACCGGUCUUCGAUGUCUGGCCUCCAGGGACCAGAGCACGUGGAGCCAGCACAUCAAGUGGGUGGAGUAUGCCCACAAUUCUCUACCCUCAACAGGUAUGGCUCCACUUCAUGUCGUGCAUGGCUAUCCACCGUCCCUGUUUCCUCCACUGGCUAUAGACUCCGCAGUCCCGUCGGCCCUGACCGUGGUGCGACGCUGCAAACGGACCUGGGAAGCAGCUGCGCAUGAGCAGCGCCUACAAGUCCGCAGCGGACCGCAAGAGGAGAAGAAGACCAGAGCUCAGGGUGGGACAGCGAGUGUGGCUCUCCACCAAAGAUCUCCCCCUGGGGACGGAAUCCCGCAAACUUGCUCCCAGGUUCGUUGGCCCGUUCCCAAGAUCAUUAACCCGGUCGCCGUCUCGCUGAAACUGCCCAGGUCGAUGAGGGUGCACCCUACGUUCCACGUCAGCAGACUUCGCCCGAAUCGCACUUCGUCGCUGGUUCCUCCGGUCAAGUCCCUCCCCCACCAUGGUGGACGGUGGGCCGGUGUAUACUGUGCGCCGGCUGCUGUCUUCCCGCCGCAGAGGAAGGGGGGGUUCAGUACCUGGUGGACUGGGAGGGAUAUGGCCCGGAGGAGCUCUCCUGGAUCCCCUCCCGCUUCGUCGUGGACCGCUCCCUCAUCAGGGACUUUCACGUGGCUCAUCCUGAUGCUCCUGGGCCGUCCAGAGCCGGCCGUUGAAGUGGGGGUGGGGGGGGGUACUGACCAGGACAACUUGUUGUGA
This is a messenger RNA of Syngnathoides biaculeatus (alligator pipefish), 1055 nucleotides long. RefSeq lists its product as uncharacterized. The transcript has 3 exons. The record is from RefSeq and is a predicted model, not a curated record. Bases 393 to 1055 code for a protein of 220 amino acids. Lineage: Eukaryota; Metazoa; Chordata; Actinopteri; Syngnathiformes; Syngnathidae.